AUGGGGCACAUGGAAAAAAUACGCGAAGAAGAUUUCUCUGGGGCGGCACUCUACUUUUUGCCUCAUCACGCCGUCUUGAAGCCGGAUAGCACAACAACAAAGUUGCGGGUAGUAUUUGAUGCUACGUGCAAAACUUCGUCUGGUCUUUCGCUCAACGACGGGCUAAUGAUUGGCCCUGUGGUCCAGGACGACUUAAUCUCGAUUCAUGCUCAUUUCCGUCUGCACCGGAUCGGCAUUGUGGCCGAUGUUACAAAAAUGUAUCGGAUGAUCAAGAUGUGCCCACGUGAUCAAAAAUUGCAGCUGAUUUUGUGGAGGAACAGCACCGACGAACCUAUCGAAGUGUUUCAGCUCAUGACCGUUACGUACGGCACCGCUUCCGCUCCUUUUCUAGCUACACGUUGUAUGGUUCAGCUAGCAGAAGACGGAGAAGCUACACAUCCAGGUGCUGCGGAAAGAUUUUUACGUCGACGAUAUGAUCACUGGCGUCGACAACCCCGUGACAACCCCCGACAACUCUAA
Messenger RNA from Armigeres subalbatus, 519 nucleotides. RefSeq lists its product as uncharacterized. The transcript has a single exon. The record is from RefSeq and is a predicted model, not a curated record. The coding region runs from base 1 to 519 and encodes 172 amino acids. Lineage: Eukaryota; Metazoa; Arthropoda; Insecta; Diptera; Culicidae.